Messenger RNA from Leguminivora glycinivorella, 2223 nucleotides. It is a transcript of the gene Nemp, whose product is annotated as nuclear envelope integral membrane protein 1a. The transcript has 8 exons. The record is from RefSeq and is a predicted model, not a curated record. Bases 154 to 1401 code for a protein of 415 amino acids. Lineage: Eukaryota; Metazoa; Arthropoda; Insecta; Lepidoptera; Tortricidae. Gene Ontology annotation, cellular component: nuclear envelope.
CGCGGACCAAGCUCCUAACGUAACGAAGCUAAAACUAAAUAAUUAUAAAGUUUCUGAAGCGAUUUUUUAUAAAAACUAAAUAAAAAGUGCUAGAACAUACUAUUGAAACUUACUGAAAAUCGAUUAUGCGCGUGUAUUAGUGGUUAUUUUAACAUGGAGGCAUCACAACGCUUGAUAGUUUUGUUAUUGUUUGUGGUAUUUUCUCAAGCUCACUCCUUGCCGUAUGAUGUUCAUUGGUUGAGCGGCUCACAGACCAUAGACAGAGAUAUUUCAUCCACAAAACAAAAUAUAGACAUUUACUGUUACCGGGGCACUUCCAAAAAUAUUCUGGCCCUGUGGCAAACAGCUAAGUUCCACAUAAGGAUAAAGAACGAUGAAUUCAGCCAAUACAUCGCCAGCAGUCCGGUUGAUGUGUACAAGGAGUACACGGAAGACAGCUACGGCUGGUCCGUGGUCAGUCCGUUCCAUAAGAAGACAUACCGGACGGUGGCGAUAGACCUCUUCAAUACUACAUGCAUGGCCAUCAGUACUAAACAUAGGCACAGCAUAGAGUUGCAGAUUAUUAGGGUGGACAUCUGGCGCGUGCUUCUAAUGUUCUUGGGCGCGUGUACUGUGUUCUCAUCUCGUGCACUCAGCGGGAACCCUGUGUUCUUCUACCUGUGCGGGGUUCUUGUGGGCGUGUCGGCCUCUUUCAUGGUGCUGGUGUAUUAUAUCAGCAGGCUUCUGCCCAGGAAAACUUUGACCUACGGUGUCCUCAUAGGCGGUUGGACGGUCGGCGUGUACAUCUUCCAGCAGAUAUGGGAGAACAUCAGAAACAUUCUCCUGUCAUACCAGACGUAUAUGUUCUGGUAUACACUGGUUGUGGGAUUCAUCAGUUUCUUAGUUUGCUAUAGGGUGGGACCACCGAGGAAUCAACGGAGCAAGAAUCUUGUCAUGUGGACAUUGCAGGGCAUUGGCGUACUGAUGAUGUUCUUUAGCAGCGAGUAUCAAGAAGCUUCCACGGCCGUGGUCGCUGUCUGUCUUACCAUAAAAUACUUCCCUCAGUCUGUGCUCAACUCCGUUUAUGGAUAUUGGCGGCGCAAGUUCCCCCCGAAGCCGCGUCUGCUCACGAGCGAAGAAUACUACGAGGAGGGAGCGAGAGAGACGAAACAAGCGCUAGAGAACUUGAGAAAAUACUGCUCCAGUCCGGAUUGUGCGCAGUGGAGGAUCAUGCUCAAACUUAAUGACUCUAAAAGGUUCGCAUCAUUCGUCGAAGGCGACUCGCACCUAAGCGAUGAAGAGAUUCUCGACUACGAGUCGUACGCGUUCUCUACGGACCGGCGGAAACCCGUCGCCAACUCAACAAGAAUAGCCCCCCUCGACAUAUCGGACGAUGACGAUAUCACGGACGAUGAGAUGUGAAGUAAGACUGAUUUUAGAUUUGUCUAGUCUUAGUUGAGUAUGCAUUUUCUUUGACUUUGAAACUGUUCGUGCUAAUUUUAAGGAUUUUUGUGAAUCUGAUUUGUUAGUUUCGUCAUGACAAUCUGUCCAUCCUUUAUAUCUACAUAUUUUUCACAAGCAGUAAUAGGUACAUAUAAUUAAUUAGGCAUGAUGUAAGCUAGUUGAAAAGUACAUACCAUACCCAGAUAUCUCUCUAACUGUGAAUUCUUGUCAUUGGCUCUUUGUUUAUAUUUUUAACGAUUACUGUGUAUGUUAUAGCGGUACUCCAUAAAUAAACAGUAAAAUAUCUAACAACACAGCAAAAGGGAGUGUACAAGUUUCUAAUGGGUUGGCAACGCGCAUGUGACGCUCCUUGAGUUGCAGGCGUCCAUGGGUUGCGGUGGCCGCUUUCCAUCGGGCGGACCGUGUGCUUGUUUGCCACCGACGUAGUAUAAAAAAACAUUCAUUUGCAUUUUACUACAUCAUUUUUAAUAACAUGUACUUAUUACGUCAGCAUUUGAGAUCUUGUUUGUAUUACAUUAUUUGUAGAACUGUACAUAGCGUUCUCUUAUAUUUGUAGUUAGCAUUUUCAUUUUCUUCUAAAUCUGUAAUAUUUGACAUGUUUGUAUACACAUUGAUUGUAUUCACAUACUCGUAAUAAGCGUUUUCACUUCUUGUACUGGUUUUACAAGUUACUUUUAUUUUUCGCUUCAUGCUUGUUUUGACGACCAAGAUACCUAGCCAACGUCACAACGCACGCUUAUAACAUAAUCAUAGCUCGCGUUCUCUAUCGCUCUCUUCGUC